Messenger RNA from Strongylus vulgaris, 624 nucleotides. The record is from the annotation of a GenBank genome assembly. NCBI's taxonomy places the organism in Eukaryota, Metazoa, Nematoda, Chromadorea, Rhabditida, Strongylidae.
AUGGGUAAGCUAGCGCUUUUGGUCUUUUUGACACCUUUAUCAGUUAUAGUAGCUACGUUCAUCACAAAGUCAUAUUUUAUUUCCGACUCGGAUGUGUCGCGAGUGUGUGGAUUGGGAUCUGUGAGACAAACGUUACGUCGACUGGUCAUCCAUUAUUCUAUGAAUAAUCUGAGGGAUCUUCUUCUCGACGAUGAUCUCUUGGUUCCAAUUGUUGAAAUAGAGCCUUGGGCAUGCCUUGAAGAAGCGGACUUUUCUUUCAACGAGUUGAAAAACGUUGACGAAAGCGUCCGACUACUGGGGGGUGUUCGAAAGCUGAACUUCAGUCACAACAAUGUGACGGAUAUUGGACCAUAUCUCCAACAUCUUACCUGCCUUACAGAACUGGAUUUGUCUUCUAAUGGAAUCACCUCAGUGCAGCACUGGAAUGAAAUGUUGGGUAAUUUGAAAAAGCUGGUUCUAGCCAACAAUGCUAUAAAAGAUGUAUCUGGAUUAGCUCGCCUAUACUCCUUGGAAUUUCUGGAUUUACGGCAUAAUGACAUAGAUACGGUGGCUUCGGUGUACCCUCUAGGUGGACUGCCAUGUUUGGAGGUUCUCCAUUUGCGUGGCAACCCCGUUCGGAAAAUG